Molecule: messenger RNA, 1022 nt
Organism: Otolemur garnettii (small-eared galago)
Lineage: Eukaryota; Metazoa; Chordata; Mammalia; Primates; Galagidae
Gene: P2RY10
Product: P2Y receptor family member 10
Exons: 1
Coding region: 7-1020 (337 amino acids)
Biological process (GO): positive regulation of Rho protein signal transduction; phospholipase C-activating G protein-coupled receptor signaling pathway
Cellular component (GO): membrane
Molecular function (GO): G protein-coupled receptor activity
Source: RefSeq, a predicted model, not a curated record
UAAUCCAUGGCUUACCUUGAUGAAUAUACUGAAACAUUCAAGAUGAGUAGCAACAGUACCAGCAUUGACUGCAAUGUACCUAAUGUGACAUUUCAGUACUCCCUCUAUGCAACCACCUACAUUCUCAUUUUCAUCCCUGGUCUUCUGGCCAACAGUGCAGCCCUGUGGGUUCUGUGUCGCUUCAUCAGCAAGAAGAAUAAAGCCAUCAUUUUCAUGAUCAACCUCUCUGUGGCUGACCUUGCUCAUGUGUUGUCCUUACCUCUCCGGAUUUACUAUUACAUCAGCCAUCACUGGCCUUUCCAGAGGGCCCUUUGCCUACUGUGCUUCUACUUGAAGUAUCUCAACAUGUAUGCCAGCAUUUGCUUCCUAACAUGCAUCAGCCUUCAAAGGUGUUUCUUUCUCCUGAAGCCCUUCAGAGCCAGAGACUGGAAACGUAGAUAUGACGUGGGCAUCAGUGUUGCCAUCUGGAUCAUUGUGGGGACUGCCUGUUUGCCAUUUCCCAUCCUGAGAAGCACAGACUUAGCCAACAACACAAAAUCGUGCUUUGCUGAUCUUGGUUACAAGCAAAUGAAUGCAGUAGCUUUAGUUGGAAUGAUUACAAUUGCUGAGCUUGCAGGAUUUGUGAUCCCAGUGAUCAUCAUCGCAUGGUGUACCUGGAAAACCACUAUAUCUUUGAGACAGCCACCAAUGGCUUUCCAAGGGAUCAAUGAAAGGCAGAAAGCACUGCGAAUGCUUUUCAUGUGUUCUGCAGUCUUCUUCAUUUGCUUUAGUCCUUAUCAUAUUAACUUUAUUUUUUACACCAUGGUAAAGGAAACCAUCAUUAGCAGUUGUCCUAUUGUCCAAAGCACACUGUAUUUCCACCCUUUUUGUCUGUGUCUUGCAAGUCUCUGCUGCCUUUUGGAUCCAAUUCUCUAUUACUUCAUGGCCUCAGAGUUUCGUGAUCAAAUAUCUCGUCAUGGCAGCUCUGUGACCCGUUCCCGUCUCAUGAGCAGAGAGAGUGGGUCAUCAAUUAUUGGCUAAAA